Leptosia nina is the source of this 207-nucleotide messenger RNA. NCBI's taxonomy places the organism in Eukaryota, Metazoa, Arthropoda, Insecta, Lepidoptera, Pieridae. The record is from the annotation of a GenBank genome assembly.
AUGUAUUCAGUUACGAUGAACGCAGGAGAAAAAGAGCGCUUCAUCAAUGACGAGGUGUUCGCAAAAUCCGUGUGGAAUUUCGGACGUAAAAAAACUCCUGCCUCGAACCAAAUGGAAAACAAUAAGUCAGAGUUGGUAAACCGCGCCCUGGGCCUGCGGAAUGUGGAUCGAAGGCCACAAAAAGGUGCCCCCGAGGACAAAAGCUAG